GCGUAAAGCGAGAGCGCUUUGUGUCUUUCAUUCAUCCCUGUCAAGGCUGCCGCUUCCUCUCACACUUCCAGCUCUCCCUACUCCCUUCCCUCUCCUCCGACGCCGGCAAAACUCAAUUCUCCGUCUGGUCUCCUCUGUAGAGCUCCGUGCUCCUCUUCCCACCUGCGCGGAACCGCAGACCUGACAGGUCUCCAGAGGAUAACGCGCAUCACGACGUAAAGCGGCGACAAGGAGUUUAUUGUUGUCAUCUUUUUUUUUUUUUUUUUUUUGUAUUUCAUUUUGUCGGAGGAGACGACGCUGCUCGAAAUAAGAUAUAGGAGAAAACGAUGUUUGCGCAUGGCGCAGAGUCCCACUGAGCUCUGACGGAUUUUAAGGAACAGGUGCGUUAAAGGAAUAGACAGGACAGCUGGCGGAUGGUUGGCGAUUUCCAGAGAGAAGUCUCUGCCUCUGCGCAAGGUUUUGAUGAAGAUGAAGUCUGUGGGUGUGGUGGAUGGAGGUUUAUUCACAGAGAGCUACUGCAACAUCUGUAAUGCUCAGCUCAUCUCUGAGUCCCAGCGCACAGCUCACUAUGAGAGUAAAAAACAUGCAAACAAGGUACGUCUGUUCUACAUGCUUCACCCUGAAGAUGGAGGACCACCUUCUAAAAGACUGAGGCCAGAUAACCCAGAUUGCGCAGAAACAGAAGUAGACAGAAACAAGUGCUGUACCUUGUGUAACAUGUUCUUCACCUCUGCCAUUGUGGCCCAGUCCCACUACCAGGGCAAAACCCAUGCCAAGAGAGUGCGUCUAGUCCUCGGGGAACCACCAAACCUACCCACAGCCAUAACCAGUCCUACAAACACAGAUUCCUCACCUUCCACCCCACUAACCUCAGACUCCAACACUUCCCCUGCCUUACCCUGGCCAACGCCGGAGCUCAGUGGAAAUGGUGGCAGAGAGGCUGGGAAGUACUGCUGCCUAUGUGGAGCCUGGUUCAACAACCCUCUGAUGGCCCAGCAGCACUAUGAGGGAAAGAAACACCGCAGAAAUGCUGCCAGGGCACGCCUGCUGGAGCAGCUAGCAGGCAGUCUGGAUGCCACAGAGAGCACAGGACUGCGUAGUAGUUACUCUUGCAGUGUCUGCAGUGUGGUUCUUAACUCUAUCGAACAGUACCAUGCACAUCUCCAGGGCUCCAAGCACCAGAACAACCUAAAGCAACACCAGCAGUAAGUCAGACCACACGGGGAGGAGGAAGCAAUGAAGACAAAGUGAAAUAAACAACUUCAGAAUAAAAAGAGGACUUAGUGCCAGAAAACAGAUUAAGUACAGUGUGUAUGUUAGUGUGUGGGUGUGUUUGUAAAGGUGUGUGUUGUGGCAUCUAUGCACAUAUCUCUAGUGUGUGUGUAUGAUUGGAGAUGGGGGGAAUAGGGCAUAAUUGUUUGUUUAUUUCUACAUUCGGUAUGUAGUAUUUGAACUGUCUGAGGAAGACCUGCAGAUUGAGGAUUACCAUGUAGCUCCUCUGUGAAUCACAAUCAAGAAUUUAACUGAUGUCACUGCAUUAUCCAGACUGGUAAUAACCAUUAAGAUGAUCACAUGAGUACUAAUAACUCUGUGACUAGAGUUCGCCUAAGUGCUCUGACAGUGAUCUAAGACUGAGUUUAUCCUUUGUUUAUGUGUUUGAAAUAUAGUGUCUUGCAAAAGCAUUUAAAGCCCUCACUCUUUUAAACUAAGACCACAUAUUUCAAUGGAUUGGGCAGAGAGGUGGGAGGGGUUAACACAAUUCAUAUUGUUUUAAAUGUAAAAAUCUUAAAGUGUGACAUGUUUAUUAAGCCUCAGUAAGUCAAUCAUUUAUCUUAAACCACCUUUCCACUCCAAGAGAGAGCUGAAUAAUUUGUAAUUAAUCUGCACAAUGUGUUUCUCUCUGUUAGGGAUGUCCCCAUACAACUUUAACAUUUCUGAUUUGAUACUGAAUUUGGUGCUUCGACAUUUGAAUAUUGAAAAACGGCUUGAUCAAGUGAUGUUACUUAAAGGGAGAACAAUAGUCAAAAACAACAGGUAUAAGUUCAAGACCCACUCAUAAUUAACAAAUGGGUUACAUACAUUGUAAACAAGUGAAUAGAUGUGUAGUGUUUCUAUAAGCGUGCAUAUAUUGUAGAUUUUAUAUGCAGGCCAUUUAUAACGACAUUCUUUGCAUGUAGGUCAAAAAGACCAGUACUGCUGCUUGGAGACAAGAGUCCCCCCAUCCAUUUGUUGGCUGUGGUCCCUGGUCUACAGCCAACAUCAAUCAGAUUUGUAGAGACAACACUUCUUAUGUAAACAGAUUCUCCCUCUUCAGUUGCAGAACAUGGUCCAUUGCAACAAAAAGGAGAAGGUAGAUUGAUCUUUAGUUGUUUUUGCUUCUUUUAAGCUGGCAACACAUUUUCAGAUACAAGUAUAUGCAAAAGAAUGACAAGUUUGUUUCACUUAGGGAAAAAUGUCCAAAAAAUGGCAACGCAAAUUGACGUCUUCUAUUGUGUGCAUCGCCCCUAUGUAUUUUUAAACUACUAAUUCUAAAGUAAUUCACAUAAUUCAUAUUUGAACUGAUGUUAUUAGACUUUCAUGUAAUAUGCCCUUUUAAGCAAUAUUUGAUUUUUGCAAAUAAAAUGUGUUACAUUUAGGUGAAAUUCAAAAGACAAGAUUUUUAAAUUUAAGAGGGGAGUAGCAGGAAAGUAAAUUGAAGAACAACCUAAAACCAUGACAAUAGGAUUUGUAAUAUUUGUAAUAUUAUUAUGAAAUAACAUUGCUUUAAAAUUCUACACAUCUUUAACCUUUCUGUUCUUCGGGGUUUAUAAUGCUUUUUGCUUACUUAUGUUUUCUGAGGCUUUUUUGGAACAGCUGCAUUUUUACAGUGUUACUGUUACUUUCCUCCAUAGAGAAACUGGUCACAACAGAUUUUAUUUAGGGAUGUUAUCUUCAGUAAAGCUGAAGUAUAUACAUGCCACACUUUUCAGAUUUUGGAAACCUUCGAUUAAUGUUGUUUUGCUUACAGUAAUGCAAUAGUUUUUGUAGGUUUAUCAUAAAAAAAUUAAGAAAAAACAAUAAAAGCAUGGAAUGUUAUAUCUCUCACAUGCCAAAAUGUAAAACAGUUUAAGGGUUUAUAUAUGCUUUUACAGGGCACUGUAAUGCUGUGAUAUGGCUUAUAUUAGUCGGGUGUGUACCGGUUCAUUUUCAAACCAUAUAAAAACGUACUCAGGCCUAGACUCUGAAGUCCAAGGGCAAGGAAAUCCCUUGUGACCUCAUCCACUACGAACUGCAUGACUUGCCAACAAUUCAAACAAAACAUAUUUUUGUUUUGAAUACAGCAAUGCAUGUCAGUCUUUAUGGGAUGGUCUCUUUUCCAUUCAUGUAUCCCUCCUAAUCAGAAUCUAGAGUUAAAAUGGAAAACAAGCAAAGAGACUUUCAGAGUUCCAUCUGUGAAUCAUCUUCUGUUGAAAACAUUCCCACUGCACUAAAUAUUGAUGUCAAAUGCAGGUUGGAGGUGACAGAAGCUCUCUUUGUAAAGGGCAACAUGUAUAUAAUAUUUCUAUAUUUUUUUCCGUUGGUAUAGCCAGAGCAAAAUAAGCUUCCCUCCCUACUCAUGUAGCACUAAUACUGGGAUUGUUUUCGAUGCAUGCAACCAUUGCAUUGAUGUUAUUUUUUUUAAGCCUACUUGUCGCGUGUUUUGAUAUUAGCGCUGCUCUUUAGGAAUAGCUUUGUACAGCAAUACAGCACAUACUUGCAAUGUAACUGAGAUCACUUUUAGCAGUUUAAAUUAUUGUUUAGAUUUAAUCAUCAAACAACAUCAAACACAAUGAGUAAAAAACAGGAUUUGGUGAGUAGCAGUAACAUUUAUUUUCUGUGAGCUAGAGAAAAAAAGACAUAAUAAUUGUUCCAGGGAAAGGUUUACAGAUACUUAUUGGCAGAAAUUGGAUUAUUUAUUUUCAUUUUUUUGCCUUUUAAUCAUUUAUCAUAACAUCCUUUUCAAAAGCAGUAUUUGGGUAAAAAUAAAAUAAAAUGGUUGAAUCUCCAUCUGUACAUACAGGCUCAAAUAUAAAUAUAUAUUAGAUCCAACUAAUAUUUGGUCAUAUCAAUGAUCUUAAAGAUUGAUUGUUUUCUAACCACCGACAAACUAUCUUACAUGAUAGUACUUAGAUGCACUCACUUAAAAUUAUUAUUAUAUUUUCAUUUUUGUUUCAAUAGGACUUAUGUAAGAGCAUUUACUUUGGCCUCUUUCAUCCAUUUUUAGUGAAAAUCUUUGAUGCUUUUUUUUGGCAUUACUAACCUGUUUGAAAACCAAGUUGUGUCACAGUUCCACACUUCUGUUUUCAGAGGAAAAGAUAAAAAAGUUUGAGGUGUUCCUCUUCACUAUAUGUUUUUCAUCAAAUGCAUGAGUAUCCCGGAACCAAAAAAAAGUCUUUAUUCAGUUUCUUCCAAAUCUUUGUAUUGCUUAAAUGAAGUUAUUUGUUUCCCCUGAUCUUAAAAAAAACUUCAGAAGACAUUUGGGUUGACCAUGAGGGCCUUUUAGAAAACAACUUACAGGGUAAAAAAAUCCCACUGUUGUUUUUUGAUUUAAAUAGAAUUAGGCAAAAUUAAAAUGAUUGGCGUGCAACAUGAGCUUUUUUCUUGUUUUAUUGUUAAAGGCAGGACUCUGGGUCUUGCUUGGGUGGAGAUCCACAAUCCUCAAUAACAAAACACCAAUGUGUUUAAUAAUAUCACCCUGUAAAAAAAUAAGUUUAAGGACAUUUCUGCUGUUAUAAGUGUGUGUAAACUUUAAAGAGAGGCUUCUUUUGUUCUUUUUACGGUGAUAAAAAUAUUUUUUUCUUGUCCAUCUGUUUGUCUUUCUCAUUGAGCAGCAUUGAUGUGUUAAAAUUUCUUAUGCAAUCAUUAUGUAAUAUUAACAACAAUAGAGUUUGGAUUAAAAUGAGUCAGAUUAUCCAAGAGUAAAGAUGAGUUAAUUUACAAAAUCUGCAGGGGGGACUUUGAGUUUUGAGAAGAGUUGUUUUUGUUUUUUGGUAUUUAUGUGCACUGAUCAAAGAGUAAUAAAGUUUCAUAUAAUGUUGAUCAGAACUAAAAUAUGCAGGCACUGGAAUAAAACAAUAUCAUUGUUUGUGUUUUGUUUUUUUUUUCUGUUUU
This is a messenger RNA of Cyprinodon variegatus (sheepshead minnow), 5130 nucleotides long. Its product is annotated as zinc finger matrin-type protein 4-like. Lineage: Eukaryota; Metazoa; Chordata; Actinopteri; Cyprinodontiformes; Cyprinodontidae. The transcript has 7 exons. The record is from RefSeq and is a predicted model, not a curated record. The coding region runs from base 463 to 1209 and encodes 248 amino acids. Gene Ontology annotation, molecular function: nucleic acid binding; zinc ion binding.